UCUCUGCCUCCUGCGCCGCCGAGAGAGCCGCGGAGUGGUGGUGGUGGCCCUGUUCAGUCGCGGGCCCGUGCGUUCUCUGUUCGUGGUGGGUGCUGUGCGCUGCCGUUGGUCGAGCUUGGGGCCGCCGCCGGUGUUCCACAAUGGAGACGAUGGAGUAGCGUACCGCAGCCAGCGCGCCGCUGGGUAUCGGCCUUUGUCUGGCGACACCAUGGCGGUGGUGGGCGCCCGCUCGGGCCGCCCCGUGAUCGCGUUCACGGGCGCGACGGCCGCCGCUCCUCAGCAGGCCAUCCUGACCGCGGCCCAACCCUUCUACCACCCGCCCGUCACGGUGCAGGAUAUCCAGCCGGACAGACCCAUUGGAUACGGAGCCUUCGGCGUCGUCUGGUCAGUCACAGACCCCCGAGAUGGCAAGCGAGUGGCCCUCAAAAAGAUGCCCAAUGUUUUCCAAAACCUGGUCUCCAGCAAGAGAGUCUAUCGUGAGAUCAAGAUGCUCUGCUUCUUCAAGCAUGAAAAUGUCUUGUCAGCGCUGGAUAUCCUACAGCCUCCACACUUAGAUUUCUUUCAAGAAAUAUAUGUCACAACAGAACUGAUGCAAAGCGAUCUGCACAAGAUCAUAGUUUCUCCACAGCCACUUACUUCAGAUCACUUGAAAGUUUUUCUUUACCAAAUAUUGAGAGGCCUCAAGUAUUUACACUCCUCAAGGAUACUUCACAGGGACAUCAAGCCUGGCAACCUCUUGGUUAACAGCAAUUGUGUUCUUAAGAUCUGCGACUUUGGGCUGGCCCGUCUGGAGGAGCGGGAUGAACAGCGGCACAUGACGCAAGAAGUUGUGACUCAGUACUAUCGUGCCCCAGAGCUCCUCAUGGGAGCACGUCACUAUGGUUCGGCCGUUGACAUCUGGUCCGUGGGCUGCAUCUUUGCCGAGCUGUUGGGACGGCGCAUCCUGUUCCAAGCGCAGACUCCCAUCCAGCAACUGGAGCUGAUCACGGAGCUGCUGGGCACUCCCCUGUUGGAGGACAUGAAGCACGGUUGUGAGGGUGCGCGUGCCCACCUGCUGAGGCGUCCCACCAAGCCGCCCUCCUUGGCGGCUCUCUACACCCUCUCUCCACAAGCAACCCACGAGGCAGUCCACCUGCUCUGCCAGAUGCUUGUCUUCAACCCUGACAAGCGCAUCAGCUGUGCAGACGCCCUGUCGCACCCAUACCUGGAGGAAGGGCGGCUGCGAUACCACUCGUGCAUGUGCCGCUGCUGCCAGAGCACGCCGGCGGGUCGCCACUAUGUGGCUGACUUUGAACCUGUUGCGCCGCAUGCCUUCGACGACUCUUUCGAGACAGAACUUCUCUCUGUGCACCAAGUGAAAGAAAAACUCCACAAGUUCAUUCUGGAAAGGUGUGCCACUUCAAACCGGGUCCCACUCUGCAUCAACCCUCUUUCGACUGCUUUCAAGAGCUUUGCUAGUUCGACGGUGGCGCACCCUUCGGAGCUGCCCGUCGCCCCACCAAUGGGAGUGACACGGGCCCCCUCCCCUGCACCACCCGUGACCCUUGCUGUUGCCAGCCUUGGGGGCCCAAAGGCUGCAGUUGCCACAGCAGCUUCACCGACACAUCAUUCACCACUGCGAUCACCUCUGUCACCACCAUCACCGCCCGUCUACAACGGCGGCACUGCUCCCUCGGGUCCCCCAGUGGCAGCACCACUGCUGAGCCAACCAGCUGCGCGACACUCUCGACACCAGUGCGGAUUGGCUGCUGUCGACUGUCUGUCACUCUCUCACACACAUGCACGGGAUUAGUGUUGAUGGGGAGGCUUCUUGGCCUAAGGGUGCAAGUCGAUGCGUCGGGAGCAUUUUGGUUGGUGGUCGACCGUCUACUGAGCGACUCGCCCGCAAGCACUCCGUGAGAAGCUUGCGGCUGUCAUGUGUCAGCCACGAAUGCGUCCAGCUUUGAGAAAGGUACAGAAAGGUCCUUGCGGAUAGAGCCAUUGUCAAGGCUGUGAAUGGAGUCACUUUUUUUUUUCUCCUCAGUGGCACCUGCUGGAAAGAGGGAAAACGAUCAGCAAGUUUUCUUUUCUAUUUUUUUAGCUUCACACUUCAGUUUUCUCUUAUAUAGCCAUACUGCGUUAUUUUUCCUCUGCUUUUAGCCAGGGUGUUCACUUGAUUGCAGGAUUCCUUAUACUUCUUUUUUUUUUCCGAUCCUGUUUUGCCCUACUUGGACCCUUUGAGGAGGUCUUUGUUUGGUCUGGUUUGCAUAACUGAAGAAAGAUAUUGCGGCAUUUUGAAGAAAGAUGCAGGAGCUCGGACCAUCUGGCUCUCGGUAUUCAGUGAAAUUUGUCAGGGACCACCGCAAAUGCAAGAGGCUUUGGGGCAAAUUUCAUGUGACGCAAUGCCUGACCAUUUGUCGCUUGCUCUGGGCAAGUGUAGUCACCGGUGACGGCAGACAUUCAUCGGCACCCCAAGCCUACCCCAGGUUUCUCCUUGGGGACUAGUAAAGAGCAUGCUUGAUACUCUUCUCA
Molecule: messenger RNA, 2511 nt
Organism: Dermacentor andersoni
Lineage: Eukaryota; Metazoa; Arthropoda; Arachnida; Ixodida; Ixodidae
Product: serine/threonine-protein kinase NLK2-like
Biological process (GO): protein phosphorylation
Molecular function (GO): MAP kinase activity; ATP binding
Source: RefSeq, a predicted model, not a curated record